Molecule: messenger RNA, 1236 nt
Organism: Vicia villosa (hairy vetch)
Lineage: Eukaryota; Viridiplantae; Streptophyta; Magnoliopsida; Fabales; Fabaceae
Product: protein neprosin-like
Exons: 7
Coding region: 1-1236 (411 amino acids)
Source: RefSeq, a predicted model, not a curated record
AUGGUCUUUAGUUCUUCAAUUAGUUGUCUCCUUCUAUACAUUUUAGUAGUUGUUUCUUUUCUUUUUUCAAUUAAUUCUUUAGAAACUGGAAACCACCAAUCAGCCAAUCAGACAUUUAAAUCAGAGCAAAAACUUUAUAAACUUAAGAAGAUUAUAGCUUCUCGUCUUCAGCAAAUUAACAAACCUGCGAUUAAGAUUUUACAGAGUCCUGAUGGUGAUAUCAUAGAUUGUGUUUUGACUCAUAAACAACCUGCUUUUGAUCAUCCUUUAUUGAAAGGAGAAAAACCAAUGGAUCCUCCUGAAAGUCUUAGAAGGCAUAAUAAAAUAGAAAAUACAAGUGAUCACUUUCAAUUAUGGAGUUUAUCGGGUGAAUCAUGUCCAGAAGGAUCAAUUCCAAUUAGAAGAAUAACAGAAGAAGACAUGUUAAGAGCUUACUCUAUUAAGGGCUUUGGAAGAAAAUUUGACGAUCCUUAUCUACAUGAAUAUGCAGUUGUUACAAAGAAAAAUGAUAAGUUCUAUGGAGCAGAGGGUGCCAUAAACGUGUGGACACCUUAUAUAGAAACUCCAAAUGAAUUUAGCUUGGCUCAAAUGUGGCUUAUUGCUGGUUCAUAUGGAAAAGAUCUCAACACUAUUGAAAUUGGUUGGCAGGUUUACCCGCAUCUCUACGGUGACUACCGCACUAGAUUUUUUAUUUAUUGGACGGGUGAUGAUUAUAAAAGUACUGGGUGCUAUAAUUUAAUCUGUCCAGGCUUUGUUCAAACUAACAAAAGAUUUGCAAUAGGAGGUGCAAUUAAUAAGAUUUCUACAUAUAACGGAAGGCAAUAUUCUAUGACCUUAAAGAUCUUCAAGGAUAAAAACACUGGAAAUUGGUGGCUUCAAGUUGGACCAGGAUCUGGAAAUUUAGUUGGGUACUGGCCGUCCAAGUUGUUCACACACUUGAAAUUUGCUGCUGAAGAAGUUAAUUUUGGUGGAGAAAUAGUGAAUAUAAAGUCAACGGGGUCUCACACUUCCACUGUAAUGGGCAGUGGAAACUUUCCCGAGGAGGGUUUUAGAAAAGCUGCAUAUAUUAGAAAUAUGCAAGUUAUAGAUGCUGACAACAACUUGCAUCCUUUGAAAAAUCCUGAAUAUUCUCUUACAAAUUUUUUUUGUUAUAGUAUAGUACAAGGAAAUACUAAUCCCAAGUGGGGGUAUCACAUUUACUUUGGUGGGUAUGGCAGGGGCAAUAAAUGUCCCUAA